AUGGCUGCCGUUAUGGACACGAACGUGGAAGAAACGGAGAACGGAAGCUUGUAUCCAAUCGCCGUCUUGAUUGACGAAUUGCGUAAUGAAGAUGUGCAACUGCGUCUCAAUUCGAUUCGAAAGCUGAGCACGAUCGCUCUUGCACUCGGUGUUGAGCGAACGCGCAAUGAGCUCAUACAUUUUCUCACAGAUACGAUUUAUGAUGAAGAUGAAGUUUUGCUCGUUUUGGCCGAACAGCUUGGAAACUUUACACCACUCGUCGGCGGCGCUGAUUUCGUCCACUGUUUACUUCCUCCACUGGAAAAUCUGGCUACUGUUGAAGAGACUGUUGUUCGAGAUAAGGCUGUGGAAUCACUUCGAAAAAUUGCCGAGAAACAUAGCUCUGCUGCCCUUGAAGAGCAUUUUAUCCCGAUGGUUAAACGUCUGGCUACUGGUGACUGGUUUACUUCUCGUUCAUCAGCUUGUGGGCUUUUCAGUGUCUGUUACCCCAGAGUUGGACCUGCCGUCAAAGCUGAAUUAAGAAACAUGUAUCGUCAACUUUGCCGUGAUGACACACCAAUGGUGCGCCGAGCUGCGGCUGCUAAAAUGGGCGAAUUUGCCAAAGUUCUUGAAAAAGACGCAAUUGUUGAAGAAUACAAUCAAAUGUUCCUCGAUUUGGUCAUCGAUGAACAAGAUUCUGUUCGUCUUUUGAUGGUCGAGGCUUGUAUCGCAAUGUCGUCAGUUAUUCCAAAAGCCGACAUGGUUAAACAUGUGAAACCAGCCCUUGUUGCUUUGAUUGAAGAUAAAAGCUGGCGUGUUCGCUACAUGGUUGCAGAGAAAUUUGUCGAGUUACAAAACGCAUUGGGUGGAAUGGAUGAAAGCACGGUCAACGAAUUGGUCGGCUACUUUACGAAUCUCUUGAAAGAUGCUGAAGGCGAAGUUCGCGGAGCUGCUGCUCAACGCAUCGAAGGUUUCUGCAAGACACUCCCAGAAGCCUUUCGGGAGCAAGCAAUCAUCAACCACAUUCUUCCCGUCAUUAAAGAGUUGGUCUCCGAUCAAAAUCAACAUGUGAAAGGGGAACUCGCCUCGGUGAUCAUGGGAUUGGGACCAAUUGUUGGCAAGCAAGUCACUGAGACUCAUCUUCUGCCUAUUUACACUGCCAUGUUGCGCGACUCGACUGCUGAAGUUCGUCUCAAUAUCAUCUCAAGCUUGGAGAAGGUGAGCGAUGUGAUUGGAGCUUCGAUGAUGCGAGAUGAAGUACUUCCUGCUGUAAUCGAGCUUGGUGAAGAUGGAAAAUGGCGUGUUCGUUUGGCUCUUGUUACGCUGAUGCCACUACUUGCACAACAAUUGGGACGCGAAUUCUUUGACGAGAAACUGCUUCCAUUGUGUAUGACUUGGCUCACAGAUCAUGUUCAUGCCAUUCGUGAGGCCGCGACGAACACGCUCAAGCAAUUGACCCAGAAGUUUGGUGGUGAAUGGGCAACGCGAACUCUCGUCCCAAAGGCGGUUCAAUUGUCCAAGGACAACAAUUAUCUCCAUCGACAGACUGCCCUAUCGAUGUUAACUGGAUUGAGUGAAGCUGUUGGAAAUGAUCAAACUGUUGCUGAUGUUUUGCCUAUUGUCAAGCAGUUGGCUAACGACAACGUUCCAAAUGUCCGCUUCAACGUAGCAAAGUCUCUGGUCAGAAUUGGAAAAAUUGUCAGCCCCAGUGUGCUUCAAAGUGAAAUCAAACCAAUUCUGAGUCAACUUGGUGGUGACACUGAUUUUGAUGUACGCUAUUUUGCCGACGAGGCACGCACAGCUUUGAACCUA
Molecule: messenger RNA, 1791 nt
Organism: Mesorhabditis belari
Lineage: Eukaryota; Metazoa; Nematoda; Chromadorea; Rhabditida; Rhabditidae
Source: the annotation of a GenBank genome assembly